Ilyonectria robusta is the source of this 2142-nucleotide messenger RNA. Its product is annotated as P-loop containing nucleoside triphosphate hydrolase protein. Lineage: Eukaryota; Fungi; Ascomycota; Sordariomycetes; Hypocreales; Nectriaceae. The transcript is spliced from 2 exons. Gene Ontology annotation, cellular component: cytoplasm; microtubule; membrane. The coding region runs from base 1 to 2142 and encodes 713 amino acids. Gene Ontology annotation, molecular function: microtubule binding; GTPase activity; GTP binding. The record is from RefSeq and is a predicted model, not a curated record.
AUGGAUGUGUCGCUUUCUCCCGAUGUUCUCAAUCAACUCAACACUCCAGAGGCCCGGGCCUUGCACGAUAUCAGCGAUGAUCUAAGUGCCUGCGGCGUUGGCAGAAUUGUCAAUCUUCCUCAGAUUAUCGUCGUUGGCGAGCAGUCUUCCGGAAAAUCUUCAGUUCUCGAAGCCAUUUCUCAUGUCCGCUUUCCGGUUGAGGGAGGCGUUUGCACUCGGUUUGCGACGGAGCUGGUCCUUCGCCAGGCAGAUGAGACUCGCGUUGACGUUAGCGUCAAGUUCUCGGAUCAGUCCAAGGCACCGAAAGCUUUCCAGAGAACUGGUUUCCGCGAACAUGAUCUGCCAGACAUAAUAAAAGAAGCGAAAGAAUGCAUGGGGUUCGCUCGGGCCGGGCAGGCAUUUUCCAAGGACAUCUUGCGACUUGAAAUCCAAGGGCCCAGAAUGUACCCGCUGAGUCUGGUUGACCUUCCUGGUCUCUUCCACACUCGCACCGAAACACAAUCUCUCGAGGACAAGAAGAUUGUCGAUGAGUUGGUGAACAGCUAUAUGCGACAAAAGAACAGCAUUAUUUUGGUUGUUAUUUCUGCAAACAACCAACUAGCGAAUCAUAUAGCGUUGACGACAGUUCAAGACAUCGACCCUCUCGGACAACGGACAAUUGGAGUCAUUACCAAACCUGAUCUCACACGCACUGGGAGCAAUGACGAGCGAACAUACAUCCGCGUUGCCAAGAAUCAAGAGGGGGCAAACAAGUUGCAACUCGGAUGGCACGUUCUACGAAACAGGGCUGAGGACGAGACAAUAAGUCUCGAGGAUCGGGAUGAGAAUGAAGUCAAAUUCUUCAAUACUGGAGCCUGGACAUCAAUUCCCAGCAACGAUCGCGGGAUCCAAAGCCUCCGGCAGAAGCUCAGUCUGAUUUUGUAUAAUCAUGUUCGCAACAGCUUGCCAGGUGUCAUUGAGGAUAUCGAGGGAAAGCUUCGGGAGCGACAAGAGCAGUUUGACCAACUCGGGGUACCUCGGUCGACCCCGGCAGAGAGGCGAUCUUUCCUGCUCACGAUUGCUGAUAAAUUUCAGCGGCUUGCGCGAGACGGAAUUGAUGGCCGCUACAAAGAUCCUUUCUUUGGUGAUAUAGAGGAUGGAGCCUACAAAAUUCGUGCCCAACUUCGGAAUUUCACCCGUGCUUUUGAUCACAUUCUUAAGACCAAGGGAUCAAUGCAAGAGAUAUACUCGGCUGACGAAGAUGAAGAGGAAGAGGAAGACAUCCCUGAGUAUCUUCAGAACCUCCUUCAACAGUAUCAUUAUGACUUUCCGGAUCCCGAGUUCGUCACGAGAAAGGAGCUUAAUGCGCAGCUCCAAAAGCAAGCCGCGGCAAACCAAGGCCGCGAAUUUCCAGGGUCACCAAACCAAGAUCUCGCCAUUCAGAUCUUCAAAGAGCAGGCUGCCCCGUGGAAGAACAUUGCCGAGUUUCACAUUGGUUGCGUCACCCUUGCUACCAAAGCCUUUGUGGAUGAACUAUUUAAGCACAUCGUCGGGCCACCAGAGACCAACAGUACUACAGAUGCCAUUCUAUCCACAUGUGUGGACCCUUUCUUUGAGGAAAAAGAGAACUUGCUCCGAGAAAAGCUUGAAGAAUUGCUGAGGCCGUAUCUCGAGGGGUACGCCGCUCCCUUGGACAACGACUUCUAUCACACCUUGUCCCGAAGGUCGAUGGACAGAUUUACAACCCGGUUUUGUAACAUUAUGAAGGAUGAGUACCCAGAGAUGUUUGAUAAGGACUCCAAGAAGAAGCUUAGCCCUGAGAUGAUCAAUCGGGCGCUUUCUGUUCAUAGAGAACUGGAAGCCGGGGAAUUUGGCACGGACAAGGUCAUUGACAUGAUGAUGGUAUACUACGAUAUGUCACGACGUACGUUUACCGACAACGUAGUCAAUCUGGCCAUUGAAAGUUGCCUCGUCUGUCACAUCCCCGAUAUCCUGACGCCGACAACGGUGGACCGUAUGAGCGAUGCAAGGCUCCACGACUUGGCAGCAGAGUCGCCUGACACGAUCUCUCGACGACAAACCCUGAAAGAGGAGAUUGAUAUCCUGCGCGAUGGCCUCGCGCGAUGUCAGUCUCGCAAACCGAGAGCCAUCACAGGCAAGUAA